AUGUCGAGAUAUUUCAUUAUUAGUCUACUAUUUAUUACUAAUAUUAAUUUUUCAAUUGGUUCUUAUAUUCGUAUAUGUAAUCAAGGUAUUUAUUUAGCUAAAUGUUAUCUUGAAUCACAAUCAUAUACUUAUGGACUUCAAAAUUAUAAAUAUGAUACAGGAUUAUUUCCAAUAUAUCAAUGUUCAAAAUUAGAUAUACCUUUUGAUGCUGUUUGGAAUUAUCUUGAAUGUAAAGCUCUUACAUUUAUUGCUAUUUAUAGUACAAUUUUUAUACAAGAAUUUUCUUCAACAAUAUUUAAUACUUGUUAUACAAUUACAGGAACUAUAUUAAAUCCAACAUGGUCAGAAAUAAGAUGUUAA
Molecule: messenger RNA, 360 nt
Organism: Rotaria sordida
Lineage: Eukaryota; Metazoa; Rotifera; Eurotatoria; Philodinida; Philodinidae
Source: the annotation of a GenBank genome assembly